Messenger RNA from Microplitis demolitor, 1197 nucleotides. RefSeq names its product cilia- and flagella-associated protein 157. Bases 1 to 1197 code for a protein of 398 amino acids. Gene Ontology annotation, cellular component: cilium; ciliary basal body. The record is from RefSeq and is a predicted model, not a curated record. Lineage: Eukaryota; Metazoa; Arthropoda; Insecta; Hymenoptera; Braconidae. The transcript has 6 exons. Gene Ontology annotation, molecular function: microtubule binding.
AUGCGCCGUUUAAAAAAAAAAAAGAAGAAGGAUAAAGAAAAAAAAGCUCGAAAAAAAUCUAGUAUCAGUGAACGCGAUACUGUUUUUUUUGAGCAGCAGAUUGUUGAUAAUAAUCGAAUACUUGCACGACUCCGUAGUCGUAAUGAAGUUCUUGAAGGUGAAGUUGAGACAUUAAAAAAUAAAUUAAGUCAAUUGGAAGAUGAUCGUUCUGAUGUAAUCGCGCAUUUAAAAAGAAUUUUACAUCAGAAAACUGAAGAGGCGCGUGAAUUAAGCGAACGACUUUUAGCUAUGGAAGAAUUACGCAAAGAAGAACAGAAUGAAUUUAAAUUAAAAGAAAAUACUAUGUUACAAGACUAUCAUAAUAUGGAAACUACUCUAAAUGCUGAAGUUAAAUUAGUUGCCGGAAAAUUAAAUGCAUUGGAGGAGUGGAGGAAUGCACGUGCUGAAUUGACGAUGAAAUUUGAGAUGCAGGAACAACAAAUGGCUGAACAAGAGCAGCGACAUGCUGAUACUCUUUACGAAGCUGAAAAAUCUUUGAUUAUUGGUAAAGCUAAGAUGCAAAAGGAAACGGAAGAACGUUUAAAUGAGCUGGCAUUAAAGUUCCAAGAAGCAACAAACCUCCGUAUUGCUGAUGCGACUCAUCGUGCAGUUCGUGAAAACAUUGCUCUGCAUUUAGAAUUGGAUAAAAUGUUGAAAGUUUGCCAAGAUCUGGAAGACAAAAUGCAGAGUUGCAAAGAAAAAGAAGAAAAUGCACGUCUACGUGCUUCGCUAUUUGAAAAGGAAGCAGAGAUUGCGCUGAAUAAAGUUCUGGAUAGGAAUAAAAUUAUAGAAUCAUUGCUGGAGGAUCAUUUGAGUGCCUCUAGAAUCAAGACCAAUAAUAUGCGCAUAAGAUCCCACGCCGCGAGCAAAGAGGAUCUUGUAAGAAGCUACGAAGAUCAGUAUCAAGAUAAUUUUAAGAAGAAAGAUAAGCUGGAGAAAAAUGUCACAGAAGCUGAGGAUUCCAGGACAAGUAUUUUGGAGCAAGCGCAGAUUGACAGCAGACGCAUGAAAAAACUUGAUGAACUUUUGGGAUCUGUUAGAAAAUUAAUUAGUGAUUUGGCGGUUAAAAUUAAAACCGUUGAUUGCAAAGUUUACUCAAUUUUUUUUUCUGCUCAAUCAUUUGAAGUACGCGCUUAUUUAAAUUUAAUAACCAAUUAA